UACACAGUGUUUACUUUUAAAUGUUGUUGCUUGUAACAUAGCAAUUUCAUGUGUUCCUUGUUCUCAGCUCAUCAAGACUUUGAUCAUUAGUGGCUGAAUGAAAGCAGGUGUGUUAGAACUGAAAACACUUAAAUGUGCAGGUCGUGGAGUCUUCUCUACUCUGGAAAGUGUGUGGAGUUCUGUUUGGGAUUAACACACCAAGGAAGUAAACUUAGCUCAUCUGGAAAUUUCUUCAAGACUUCAAGGGGGGAAAAACAGAUAAAGUUCCAGGAGUACUCAAGGCUGGCUGUUCAUUACUGGGAGGCAUGGCUCAGACUAACAGCUAUGGACAGAGCAGCAAUGGAGUAGCGGAUGAGUCUCCCAACAUGCUCGUCUACAGAAAAAUGGAGGACAUUAUUGCUCGAAUGCAGGAAGAGAAGAACGGCAUUCCCAUUCGCACAGUGAAGAGUUUUCUGUCCAAGAUUCCCAGUGUCUUUUCAGGUUCAGACAUUGUGCAAUGGAUGAUCAAAAACCUAGCCAUCGAAGAUCAAGUUGAGGCUCUUCACCUGGGAACUCUGAUGUCUGCACAUGGCUAUUUCUUUCCCAUCUCGGACCACGUGCUUACUUUGAAGGAUGACGGGACAUUUUAUAGAUUCCAGACUCCCUACUUUUGGCCUUCAAACUGCUGGGAACCAGAGAACACUGAUUAUGCUGUUUACCUCUGUAAGCGGACAAUGCAGAAUAAAGCCCGGCUGGAACUUGCUGACUACGAAGCUGAAAGUUUAGCACGGCUACAGAGGGCCUUUGCACGGAAAUGGGAAUUUAUAUUUAUGCAAGCAGAAGCACAAGCUAAAGUGGAUAAGAAACGGGACAAAAUCGAGCGGAAGAUUCUGGACAGUCAGGAGCGGGCAUUCUGGGAUGUGCACAGACCCGUGCCCGGCUGUGUGAAUACGACAGAAGCCGACAUCAAGAAAUCCUCCAGGAUGAAACAGCCUCACAAAACACGGAAGUCAGUUUAUGGUCUACAGAAUGACGUCCGUAGUCACAGUCCCACACACACCAGCACACCUGAGGUUAAGGAGCCCACUGAGGAGGAGCUACAGGAACUGAUACAGUAUUGGCAAGCGCAGUUGGACAGACAUCGAUUAAAAAUGUCUAAAGUUGCAGAAAGUUUGUUGAGCUACACAGAGCAGUACAUGGAGUACGACCCUUUUAUAACCUCACCUGAGCUAUCAAACCCCUGGAUCUCAGACGACACUGCUCUGUGGGAACUGGAAGCCAGUAAGGAGCCGGGUCAGCAGAGGGUGCGGAGGUGGGGUUUCAAUUUUGAUGAGGUUCUGAAGGAUCCUGUAGGGAGAGAACAGUUCCUGAAGUUCCUCGAAUCUGAAUUCAGCUCGGAGAACCUAUGUUUCUGGCUGGCCGUGCAGGAGCUUAAGAAGCGGCCGAUCCGUGAGGUGCCCAGUCGUGUGCAGGAGAUCUGGGACGAGUUUCUGGCCUCCGGAGCCCCGAGUGCCAUCAACCUCGACUCAAAGAGCUACGACAAGACCAUGCAGAAUGUCAAAGAUCCCGGACGCUACACGUUUGAAGAUGCUCAGGAGCACAUCUAUAAGCUGAUGAAGAGCGACUCGUACAGCCGCUUCAUUCGAUCCAGUGCCUACCAGGAGCUUUUACAGGCCAAGAAGAAGAAAAGCAAGAAUUUGUUCUGAAGAAGUGGGUGCUGGGACGUCAGAGCUACGAUCAUCAGGCCUCUAAUUUCCUGCAAAACUGCAUCACACCUCAUCUGGAGAAGAGGAGCAUGUGAUUUGUACAUUACUGUAAUCUACUGUGCUUCAUAAUAAACCCACACGGAGGUAGAGCCGUCGAGUCGUUGCAUGUCUGAUAAACUGAGGUAAAAGAUGGCUUUAUUUUCUUUCCAUUGUUCAUCAUAUGCUCAUGAAGAG
Ictalurus punctatus (channel catfish) is the source of this 1919-nucleotide messenger RNA. It is a transcript of the gene rgs7b, whose product is annotated as regulator of G protein signaling 7b. The record is from RefSeq and is a predicted model, not a curated record. Lineage: Eukaryota; Metazoa; Chordata; Actinopteri; Siluriformes; Ictaluridae. The transcript is spliced from 18 exons. Gene Ontology annotation, biological process: regulation of G protein-coupled receptor signaling pathway; intracellular signal transduction; G protein-coupled receptor signaling pathway. Bases 306 to 1685 code for a protein of 459 amino acids.